Molecule: messenger RNA, 657 nt
Organism: Blepharisma stoltei
Lineage: Eukaryota; Ciliophora; Heterotrichea; Heterotrichida; Blepharismidae
Source: the annotation of a GenBank genome assembly
AUGGAAUCAAACGCGGGAUAUGGAAGAUUUCAAACAGAAAGAAAAUCUCAGCAGUAUCUGCCUUGCACUUUGUCUAUGCUAACUCAGAUAUCUAAAAGUGAAGACGAGACAUUUAAAUGGUACGACAGGUCUUUGGAUACAAUAGAAACAGUUGGCUGGAUUUCAGAGAUCCAGGAAACAGCAUUAAGAUUUGAAUUUAAACUGAAGGACUCAUUUGGGGAAUUUUCAGCUGUGAUUUAUAAAAAAGGGGACGAGAAACCGAGCAUAAUGAGAGAUGAGGAUUUUAAGGAAGGAGAGUAUGUGCAUAUUACAGGGAAUUUGAGAAAAUUUCAUGAUAAUGUGAGUGUUGUUUUGACUUCGAUUGAAAAAUUGGACAAAAGGACACAGGUCGAUGAAUUUUUAGCUAGGGUUGUGUGGGCGCAUAUAAAGCUGAACCAGCCGCCAGUGCAGAAAAUUCAAGUAAAUGUUGAUGAUAUAAUUUUGCAGGCUAUACAAAAGGCGAAUCCAGGGAAAAACCCAAGAGGGGUGACAGAUAAGCAAAUAAAAGACCAGCUUGAUGCUAAAAUUGACAACCUCCCUGAUCAUUUACAAAGAAUGCUUUCAAGCGGAAUUAUUGAAGAAGGAAAGGGCUGGGGCUGCUAUUCCAUAAAAAAUUAG